Molecule: messenger RNA, 615 nt
Organism: Arvicola amphibius (Eurasian water vole)
Lineage: Eukaryota; Metazoa; Chordata; Mammalia; Rodentia; Cricetidae
Gene: Rergl
Product: RERG like
Exons: 5
Coding region: 1-615 (204 amino acids)
Molecular function (GO): GTP binding; GTPase activity
Source: RefSeq, a predicted model, not a curated record
AUGAGUGAUGUCAAGCUUACUGUCUUGGGUGGUAAAGGCACAGGGAAAUCAGCACUUACUGUAAGAUUUCUUACCAAGAGGUUCAUUGGAGAAUAUGCUUCGAAUCUUGAAUCUAUCUACAGUAAGCAGUUGUAUUUGGAAGGGAAAGCAUUGAAUCUGGAAAUAUAUGACCCAUGUUUUCAACCGCAGAAGACAAAGUGCUCCCUCACAAGUGAGCUGCACUGGGCAGACGGGUUUGUGAUUGUGUAUGACAUCAGCGACAGGCCUUCCUUUGCUUUUGCAAAAGCCCUUCUCUGCAGAAUCCGGGAGCCACCGACUACUCAUUGUAAAAGGAUGGUGGAACCAGCUGUGGUUUUAGUUGGCAACAAGCAAGACCUCUGCCACAUGCGAGAGGUUGGCUGGGAAGAAGGGCAUAAGCUAGCAAUAGAUUUCCACUGCCAAUUCUUUGAACUGUCUGCAGCAGAGCAGUACUUGGAGGUGGAGGUGAUGUUUCUCAGACUCAUCAAGGACAUUCUAAUGAUCUUCAAACACAAGGAGAAGAGGAGAUCCAGUGGCUCUAAAUCAAUGGCCAAACUGAUCAAUAAUGUAUUUGGAAAGAGAAGAAAAUCUGUUUAG